UUUGUAAUUGCAGCCCUGGCCAGAUGAUGCCACCCUGGGUUUUGUUUUGCAAAGUGAAAUUGUUGAAAGAAGUACAAACGAUACGAAACGAUUCAAAAAUAUAUAAGCGAAAAGUACAAUUUUCAUCUGAAUUCUUGCUCUGCUUUUGCCCUAAUUGGUUUCGGACCGAGUUAUAGCAAAAUUUUGGAGUUUUAUCAGCACAACAACAACAACGCGCGCGGCGAUAAUUGCUAGGCGGACAAAUGACCACCGCUGCCUCCACAUCGCAACAUGCCUCUUCGACGAUGAUGGCCGGUACUGGGUCCUCCUCCUCCAAUAUAACGGCGCCCAGCAGCUCGGCGGUGCGCGCUUUGGCCAUGGAGUACAAGUCAUUGCAGGAGGAGCCGGUCGAAGGAUUUCGCGUAAAGCUGAUCAACGAUGAUAAUCUAUUCGAAUGGGAGGUCGCCAUAUUCGGGCCUCCGGAUACACUUUACCAGGGCGGAUAUUUUAAGGCCCACAUGAAGUUUCCACACGACUAUCCGUACUCGCCACCAACAAUACGCUUUCUCACCAAAGUGUGGCAUCCAAAUGUCUACGAAAAUGGCGAUCUAUGUAUAUCCAUACUGCAUCCCCCAGUAGAUGAUCCACAGAGCGGUGAGCUGCCUUGCGAGCGCUGGAAUCCCACACAGAAUGUAAGAACCAUUCUCCUUUCGGUAAUAUCACUUCUCAACGAGCCCAACACAUUCUCACCGGCCAAUGUGGAUGCAUCGGUCAUGUACCGCCGAUGGCGGGACUCGCAGGGCAAGGACAAUGAAUAUCCAAACAUCAUACGCAAACAAGCAUUGGCAGCCAAUGCUGAGGCCAAGCGAGAAGGCAUCGUCGUGCCGAUGACCCUUGAGGACUAUUGCCUUAAGCCAACUCGCAAACCCACAGCAGAAUCUGCCUUGGAUGCGAACUUUUACGAUGAUGAUUUUGAUUUAGAGACCGAGGAUGAUUUACCCACAGAUGAUGAUGAUUUCGAUGAGGACGAAGACGAGGAGGAGGGAGAGGAUAAUGACAGUGCAUCGGCAUCGAUAAGCAAGAACAAUGGACUGGCAGCCGCAGAUGAUGCAGAGUCUGCCGAUGACAGCGGCAAGGGCGAGACCACAUAAUGCAGACAUGCUCAGAUAGACCGCAUAGUUUCUUCUUCCUUCCACUCCUGCCCUAGGCGGCGAGCCACCGCCUCUUCAUUUCUCCAACAUCAUUACCAUGAUUAACGCUAAUUAUAGAAGUUUACUAACUAACAAAAAAGAAGAAAUCAAACAGAAAAUUAAAAUAGUGACUUACAUUACAUAGCUUAAAUGAUAAAC
Molecule: messenger RNA, 1328 nt
Organism: Drosophila guanche
Lineage: Eukaryota; Metazoa; Arthropoda; Insecta; Diptera; Drosophilidae
Product: ubiquitin-conjugating enzyme E2 R2
Exons: 4
Coding region: 243-1130 (295 amino acids)
Biological process (GO): protein polyubiquitination; ubiquitin-dependent protein catabolic process
Molecular function (GO): ubiquitin conjugating enzyme activity
Source: RefSeq, a predicted model, not a curated record